Messenger RNA from Uloborus diversus, 2035 nucleotides. Its product is annotated as hemocyanin D chain-like. The record is from RefSeq and is a predicted model, not a curated record. The transcript has 9 exons. Lineage: Eukaryota; Metazoa; Arthropoda; Arachnida; Araneae; Uloboridae. Gene Ontology annotation, molecular function: oxidoreductase activity. The coding region runs from base 43 to 1923 and encodes 626 amino acids.
ACUCUGAGGAUUCUUCCCGGUUCGUUGGUCAAGUCCAGCAUCAUGACUGUGAAGGACAAGCAAGCGAAAAUCCUUCCACUUUUCAAGAAAUUAACGGCUUUGUCUCCCGAGCCUCUGCCUGAAGCUGAGAGGGAUGCGAGACUUUUGAAAGUCGGAGUGUUGCCAAGGGGAAGACUAUUUUCUUGCUUUCACGAAGAUCAUUUAGCUGAGGCUCAAGCACUCUACGAAACUUUGUACGAGGCUAAGGACUUUGAUGAUUUCAUCAAUCUUGCCAAGCAGGCUCGUGACAUCGUCAAUGAAGGUUUGUUUGCUUUUGCUUUGUCCGUAGUAGUCUUGCAUAGAGAUGACUGCCAUGGGGUCAUUUUGCCACCAAUCCAGGAAGUUUUCCCAGACAGGUUCAUUCCUGCUGAAACCAUCAAUAGGGCCUUGAAAGUUGACAAACAAUCCAGCAAUGAAUCAAAGGUGAUUGCUAUUCAAAAGACUGGAAACAUCCUAGAUCCUGAAUACAACUUGGCCUACUUCCGUGAAGAUGUUGGAAUUAAUGCCCAUCACUGGCACUGGCAUCUUGUUUAUCCCGCCACAUACAGACCAGAUUUCUUCGGAAAGGUUAAGGACAGAAAGGGAGAACUUUUUUACUACAUGCACCAGCAAAUGUGUGCCAGGUAUGAUUGCGAACGAUUGUCUGUCGGACUUCAACGUAUGAUUCCCUUCCAAAACUUCGAAGAAAAACUAGAAGGUUACUCGGCCCACUUGAAAUCUCUAGUGAGCGGCUUGAACUACGCCUCUCGUCCAGCAGGAAUGGCCCUCAGAGAUAUCCGUGAAGUUGAUGUGCAAGACAUGGAACGAUGGAGGGAAAGGAUUCUCAGUGCCAUCCACACUGGCCAGGUUAUCGAUAGCAACGGACAUGAAGUGCCCUUGGACCAGGAAAGAGGUCUUGACAUUUUGGGAGCCCUCAUUGAAUCCAGCUACGAAUCUUUGAACAAGGGAUAUUACGGAACCCUUCACAACUGGGGACACGUCAUGGUUGCCAAAAUUCACGAUCAUGAUGGCAGGUUCAAGGAAAAUCCAGGAGUCAUGGAUGAUACCUCAACUGCUCUCAGAGAUCCUAUCUUCUACAGAUACCACAGGUGGAUGGAUAACAUUUUCCAGGAAUACAAGAGCCGCCUGCCUAACUACACUGCAAAAGAACUCACUUUCCCAGACGUAAGAAUCACAAGUGUGACAAUCAACGCCAAAGUACCAAACCUUGUACAUACCUACACCAAAGACGCCACUUUAGAACUGUCUCAUGGAAUUAACCUUAAGAACAGAAUCCAGGUUAAAUAUCAACAUCUGGAUCAUGAACCAUUCAGCUAUUCCAUCAAUGCUCUUAAUUCUACUGGUGCUGCAAAGAAAACUACUGUUCGUAUUUUCCUUGCCCCUAAAUAUGAUGAACUUGGAAACAGAUUGGUCUUAGAAGACCAGAGGAGGCUCUAUAUUGAGCUAGACAAGUUCGUGACAACUUUGGAACCAGGUAAAAACACUAUCCAAAGACGAUCUUUGGAUUCAUCUGUGACAUUGUCCGCAAUUCCAACUUUCGAUGAGUUGGAAAAAGGAGAUGUUCUCGCCGGAAAAGCCACUGAAUAUUGCAGCUGCGGAUGGCCAGAACACAUGCUUGUCCCCAAGGGUACCCCUCGUGGCAUGGUCUUCCACUUGUUCGUUAUGCUUACUGAUUAUGAGCAAGAUAAGGUUGAUGGUGGUGCAACCGUUGUUUGUUCUGAUGCCGUCAGCUACUGUGGUGCUAAGGAUCAGAAAUAUCCAGAUAAGCGAGCUAUGGGUUACCCCUUCGACCGUCAUAUCAAGGCAAGAACUGCAACACAAUUCAAGACACCAAAUAUGUCAUUCACAGAAAUCAGGGUUCAAUACGGAGGAUACAAACCAUAAGACGUUCGACCAUUUAUUUCCCCUAAUUAAGAGUAUGAACUGACUGGCAACAAAUUCAAGUGAAAAUAAUCAUACAAAGAAUGAAAUAAAAUUUCUCCUUUUGGCACGUGUA